AUGGCCGCCAAAUGGUUCCCUCCUAGUGAAAAGUCGACGGUUGGAGCGCUUUAUACAAGUGGGAAUCAACUGGCCGCCGGGUUGACCUCUUUCAUCGCCGCUAGCCUGUGUUCAUCUCCAUUAGGGUGGCCUUCGAUUUUCUACAUAUUCGGCGGACUCGGGCUGAUCUGGGCGCUAGCAUGGCAAAUCUUUGCUACAAAUUUUCCAAGUGAAAAUAAGUGGACGUCAGCCGAGGAAUUAAUGUACAUCGAGAAGAAUCUAGCGGCCAAGCAUCACUCUCAAAUUUUUAAAGACAACAAAGUCCCGUGGAAGCAGCUGCUAAUUAGCCGACCAUCCUUGGCGAUCUAUACAAGCCAGUUCAGCUACAAUUUUUCGGCAGCAAUUAUGCAAGCAUUUUUGCCGACCUAUUUCAAAGAAGUGCUGUAUAUUCCGAUUCAUAUGAAUGGACUUUUCACGAUGGUCCCCUUCAUCUCGCAACUGAUAUCGAAAAAUAUCUUUGGCUUGUUCCGGAUGCUUCGGUCAAGAUUUUUCAAGGGAUUGGUGCCGUCGGUUCCGCUUUGUCACUAUUUGCUUUGGCUACGCUACCAUCCUGUCGACACCCCUAUAUCGCGCUACCAAUCU
Molecule: messenger RNA, 621 nt
Organism: Mesorhabditis spiculigera
Lineage: Eukaryota; Metazoa; Nematoda; Chromadorea; Rhabditida; Rhabditidae
Source: the annotation of a GenBank genome assembly